UUUAUUCUGGCACGAGCCCCUUCCCGUACCUACCCUACACUACGUAAGACUGAACGUGACUUUCCUAUUUGCUGAUAUUUUUUCUGUCCUCAUCAUGCCCCGUUGCCAAACAAAAAAGCCACGUUGACGAUCUGGACUGAAGUCGACUGCUGCUGUUUUUCCCAGAAAAUAGAUCUAAACGAGCGUUUUUCACUCUUCCGAAAUAUAUAAAUUAGAUUACAGAUGUCUUCGCCUCCGAAGGAAAAAAUCGAGACCAAAGGAGGACAUCUCCCGGCUGUGAAGGCAGGGGGGAUGAGGAUCGUGCAGAAGCACCAGGGAGCAGCUCCACCUGAGCCACCUCCUGUCAAGGACAAGGACGACGAGGAGUUUGUGGAGGAGCCUAGCCCACCAAAGCCCACUGUGGUCGUGUCAGGAGUGGUUACAAAGGGUGAUAAGGACUUCACCCCGGCGGCAGCCCAGGUAGCUCACCAGAAGCCCCAGCCAUCUGUCACCAAGAUGCCCCAGAACCAGCACCUCACCCAACAAAUCCAUCAGCCCCGCAAGUGAGGCUACCGCCAAGCUUACCUUCCCUCCGCUAACUCUGCUACAGUUGGCCCCACAAGGCGCCAGCAAUCUUCCCAGACACAGCUCUACGGUCAGUUUUGUGUUUACCCCCUCCAAUGGUUAAGUAAGGAUUUGAGGAGGCGAAACUGAUCCUAAAUCUGUGACUAAGGGCAAGCCAAUGCAACGCAUCAUCAAUGAACCACAUCAGCCAACCUAUCACAGCAGCCUACCGACCAACACAACAACCACAAACCAAUCAAAGAACUGGACAACCAAUCAAUUAAGCAUGCAACCAAUUACCAUAAGUGCUCAGGUUAUCAGGGAAUCCCCUGUUAAGCAUUCCAUGUGAUCCCACUCUCCUCCUACUUGGGUUAUUAUACUGAACAGAAAUAUAUAAAUGCAACAAUUUCAAAAAUGUACUGAGUUCAUAACACUCAGCAAAAAAAGAAACGUCCUCGCACGGUCAAAUGCGUUUAUUUUCAGCAAACUUAACAUGUGUAAAUAUUUGUCAGGACAUAACAAGAUUCAACAACUGAGACAUAAACUGAACAAGUUCCACAGAUGUGACUAACAGAAAUGGAAUAAUGUGUCCCUGAACAAGGGGAGGUCAAAAGUAACAGUCAGUAUCUGGUGUGGCCACCAGCUGCAUUAAGUACUGCAGUGCACCUCCUCCUCAUGGACUGCACCAGAUUUGCCAGUUCUUGCUAUGAGAUGUUACCCCACUCUUUCACGAAGGCAACUGCAAGUUUCCAGACAUUUCUGUGGGGGAAUGGCCCUAGCCCUCACCCUCCGAUCCAACAGGUCCCAGACGUGCUCAAUGGGAUUGAGAUCCAGGCUCUUCACUGGCCAUGGCUGUCUUGCAGGAAAUCACGCACAGAACGAGCAGUAUGGCUGGUGGCAUUGUCAUGUCAAGGUGAGCCUGCAGGAAGGGUACCACAUGAGGGAGGAGGAUGUCUUCCCUGUAGCGCACAGCAUUGAGAAUGCCUGCAAUGACAACAAGCUCAGUCCGAUGAUGCUGUGACACACCGCCCCAGACCAUGACAGACCCUCUACCUCCAAAUCGAACCCUCUCCAGAGCAUAGGCCUCGGUGUAACGCUCAUUCCUUCGAUGAUAAACGCAAAUCCGACCAUCUCUGGUGAGACAAGACCGCGACUCGUCAGUGAGCACUUUUUGUCAGUCCUGUCUGUUCCAGCGACGGUGGGUUUGUGCUCAUAGGCAACGUUGUUUCUGGUGAGGACCUGCCUUACAACAGGCCUAUAAGACCUGUCAAGCCUCUCUCAGCCUAUUGCGGACAGGCAGCACUGACGGAGGGAUUGUGCAUUCCUGGUGUAACUCUGGCAGUUGUUGUUGCCAUCCUGUACCUGUCCCGCAGGUGUGAUGUUCGGAUGUACCGAUCCUGCGCAGGUGUUGUUACACGUGGUCUGCCACUGCGAGGACGAUCAGCUGUCCGUCCUGUCUCCCUGUAGCGCUGUCUUAGGCAUCUCACAGUACGGACAUUGCAAUUUAUUGCCCUGGACACAUCUGCAGUCCUCAUGCCUCCUUGCAGCAUGCCUAAGGCACGUCCACGCAGAUGAGCAGGGACCCUGGGCAUCUUUUUUUUUGUGUGUGUUUUUCAGAGUCAGUAGAAAGGCCUCUUAGUGUCCUAAAUGUUUAUGUCUCUGACCUUAAUUGCCUAUGGUCUGUAAGCUGUUAGUGUCUUAGCGACCGUUCCACAGGUGCAUGUUCAUUAAUUAUGGCUCAUUGAGCAAGCAUGGUGAAACGGUGUUUAAACCCUUUACAAGGAAGAUCUGUGAAGUUAUUUGGAUUUUUACGAAUCCUCUUUGAAAGACAGGGUCCUGAAAAAAGGACUUCUUUUUUUGCUGAGUUUAUAUAAUCAUCAGUCAAUGGAAAUAAAUAAAUUAGGACCUAAUCUAUGGAUUUCACAUGACUGGGAAGGGGUUUAGCCAUGGGUAGCCAGGCCCAGCCACUGGGGAGCCAGGCCCAGCCACUGGGGAGCCAGGCCCAGCCAAUCUGAAUGAGAUUUUCCCACACACAGGCUUUAUUACAGUCCAGAAAUACUCCUCAGCUCCCCCCAGGCGAAGAAGCCGGGUGUGGAGGUCCUGGGCAGGAGUGGUUACACGUGGUCUGCGGUUGUGAGGACGGUUGGACAGAUUGCCAAAUUGUCUAAAACAACAUUGAAGGCAGUUUAUGGUAUGAGAAAUGAACAUCCAAUUCUCUGGCAACCGCUCUGGUGGAUAUUCCUGCAGUCAGCAUGCCAAUGUCACGCUCCCUAAAAACUAGAGACAUCUGUGGCAUUGUGUUGUGUGACAACUGCACAUUUUAAAGUGGCCUUUUAUUGUCCCCAGCACAAGGUGCACCUGUGUAAUGAUCAGGCUGUUUGAUCAGCUUCUUGAUAUGCCACCCCUGUCUGGUGGAUGCAUUAUCUUGGUAAAGGAGAAAAAUGCUCACUAACAGGGGUGGAAACACAGUUUUGCACAAAAUAUGAGAGAAAUAAGGUUUUUGUGCAUAUGGAACAUUUCUGAGAUUUUAUUUUUUUAGCUAAUGAAUCAUAGGACCAAAACUUUACAUGUUGCGUUUGUAUUUUUGUUCAGUGUAGUUCUAAGGGAAAUGUCAUAGACCAUACACACAAUCCUCCUUCAUUUCAAGUGUGGUUAUUGUCAACACCUCAUUUCAGGGUUCCAGGGAAAUACAUUUAGGCAAGAAGGAGUAAUUUCCUAAGUUUAUUUAAUAAAGUUUAAAAUUAUAUAUUUUUUAUUUUACUCAGUUUGUUUCUUGAGUAAAGUCCUUAGUCAGUGAGUGGACUUAAGCAAUAGGUGUGGUUGUCAUGAAUAAAGAUUUAACUUUAAAA
Molecule: messenger RNA, 3392 nt
Organism: Oncorhynchus masou masou (cherry salmon)
Lineage: Eukaryota; Metazoa; Chordata; Actinopteri; Salmoniformes; Salmonidae
Product: death-associated protein 1 homolog
Exons: 4
Coding region: 223-546 (107 amino acids)
Biological process (GO): negative regulation of autophagy; apoptotic signaling pathway; cellular response to amino acid starvation
Molecular function (GO): death domain binding
Source: RefSeq, a predicted model, not a curated record